Molecule: messenger RNA, 831 nt
Organism: Adineta ricciae
Lineage: Eukaryota; Metazoa; Rotifera; Eurotatoria; Adinetida; Adinetidae
Source: the annotation of a GenBank genome assembly
AUGUCGGGUUCAGCAGAUAAAGAAGAAAUUCUUCGUCUUCAAUCAAUUGCCAAUUUUCUCGAUGGUUAUGCUAUACUCGGUCUCAUUAUCAUUGGAACAAUAGGAAACCUAAUGAACAUCAUUGUUUUUCUUCGACAUAAAAAACUCCGUCAAAUGUCAAAUUUCAUUUUCUUGAUUAUGUUUUUCUUCAGUAAUUUAAUAUCUUUAUGGUCAACUCGUUUUCCACGUAGUAUACUUGCAAUAACGAGCACGGAUCUAUUAAUUGGCAACAUACUUUGUUUAUCCUGUAUUGAUCGAUAUUUAAAUACUUCACGUCAUGAACGACUUCGACGAAUGAUGACAUUCAAACGAGCUGUUGUUAUUACAAUUGCAAUUAGUUUGAUUUAUUUUAUUAUCUUUAUUCCUGAUGGAAUUUAUUAUUCAGGAAGUCGGUGUACUGCGUCAAGUAGUGACCUUAUGUGUAGUAGUGUUCCAAUGGUUAUUUUAUAUACUUUUUCUCUAUUAACAUGGUAUAAUCUUUAUACAACACGAAAUAUUUCUCAUAGUAAACUUUAUCGACAAGUUAAUCUUAUGAUGAUAGUCGAAUUUACUGUUAUAUUUCUUGGUGCAACACCAAAUUUUGUAUUUAGUAUUUAUACAGAAAUUACUCAAUCAAUGAUUAAAUCUGGUUUAAGAGUAGCACAAGAAACAGUUGUGAGAUAUUUCAAUUUUGUGAAAAAAUACUUUUGCCCACAACUCGCUGGAAUUACCUAUGAGGAAUUGACAUUUGUUUAUGAUGAUAAAGUUGCUGCUCUGAGUACAUGUCGAAAAAUAGUCAAAACUGUUUCGUAA